CCAUUGAAUUUGGAUGAAUUUAUUGAUGAAAUAGAGUUUGGAUUGUUCCAUUUUAUUAUUGUUGUUGCUAGUGGACUAUGUUAUUCCACGGUUAGUUUAUUGACUCAAGCGGCGGGUUUAGUUAUCAUCGCUGCCUGCGAUUUAGAUACUGAUAACCAUAAUCAAAUUUGGUGGGUCUUAAGUAAUAUUAUUGGUACUUUAAUUGGCAGUGCUAUAUUAGGACGAUUAAGUGAUGCCAUAGGAAGGAGAAAAAUUCUUUUAUUAUCCACGUGCUUAAAUUUAAUUGUAACUAUAUUAUCAGCAUUCGCCUACAACUACAUCUUAGUGCUUAUAUUUGCCAUUUUUAAUGGAAUUGGCUUUGGCGGUAUAUUUACUUCUGUUCACGCAUAUUGCUUAGAGUUUUUCCCACGUAAAUAUAGAGGCAAAGCCAUUGGAUGCCUAACUGCUUGUAUAAUAUUUGGUAGUGUCUACAGCAGUGGGAUGGGCUAUAUCAUAUUGCCUCAUCGAUUUCACGCUCCGUUAGGAAAAAUUUAUUUCUCCAGCUGGCGUCUCUAUCUACUGGUUUGCACAUUGCCCAUAAUAAUUAGUUUUUUACUCCUUCUUUGGGCUCCAGAUAGCCUUCGAUUUAGGAUUAAAAGAGGAGAAAUGGAAAAAGUGAUACGAAUUAUUAAUAAAAUAUAUCGUACUAAUUCUUAUUGCCAUCGCGAUGGCCACCUGUAUCGUCUGGUUACGCCUCCAGAUUUAAAUAAAUCUCAGAGAAAAGACAAUCAUGAUGAUAAAAAUAUCCAAUUAGCAAAUGAAUAUAGCUUUAAAUGUCAUUUUUCACAAAUAAUCCAACGACAAACACUUUUAAAAAUUAUUGCUUUAUCGGUUACUUGGUUUGGAUAUUGCUUCUGCUUUUAUGGUCUAUGGACAAUGUUACCACUAUUAAUUUCAUUUUAUCUUAAUGGUAACACAUGUUCCGGUCAUUAUCAUAACUUUACCACGUUAUUUAAUAAUCAGGAAAAUCCGGGCCAUUCGGUCUGUCUUAAUAGUCAAAAUCGUGCAACUUUGCUGAUUUAUGUUCUAUUUGGAAACUUACUUUCGAUACCUGUUGCUUUGAUAUGCGUUUUGUCAAUUAAUUUUAUUGGUCGUAAGUGGUUAUUUUCCUUUCUAGCUUUUCUUAGUAGCAUUAUUAUAUUGCUAAUUUGGCUGAUUGAUACAGCAUUGAGUACGCUGAUUUUAGCUUGUUUCUUCGCUGGAGUUUUAAUUAAUGGAUGGAUUCCACUGAAGCUCUUAAGCUCAGAAUCAUUCCCAACGGAAUUUAGAUCAACUACUUUAGGUAUAUUCACAAUAUUUGGAGGCAUCGGAUCGCUAUGUGGAAUAUUUUCAUUUUCAUCGUUAUUUAAAACCAAUUGUAGCGCAUCUUUCAUAUUAUUAAUAGUUAACUGCUUAGUAUCAGGGCUAAUGCCUAUAAUAUUUCGUGAUACG
Messenger RNA from Trichoplax adhaerens, 1470 nucleotides. RefSeq lists its product as uncharacterized. Gene Ontology annotation, cellular component: membrane. Gene Ontology annotation, biological process: transmembrane transport. The annotation marks the transcript as partial. The transcript has a single exon. The record is from RefSeq and is a predicted model, not a curated record. NCBI's taxonomy places the organism in Eukaryota, Metazoa, Placozoa, Uniplacotomia, Trichoplacea, Trichoplacidae. Gene Ontology annotation, molecular function: transmembrane transporter activity.